Molecule: messenger RNA, 660 nt
Organism: Cercopithifilaria johnstoni
Lineage: Eukaryota; Metazoa; Nematoda; Chromadorea; Rhabditida; Onchocercidae
Source: the annotation of a GenBank genome assembly
AUGGAAGGUCAGGAUGAGCGCACAUUCUUGUGUAGUUAUCAGCGAACACGCGGAUACGGCAGCUUAUCAAAUUUUCAUGUUUCCACGAAAAGUUAUCGUACGAUCAUUCAGCAUCAAAUUACACCGAAUGAUACACUUCAAGGACUCGUGUUAAAAUAUAACACUUCAAUGAGCGAAAUAAAAAGACUGAAUCGUCUUUGGUCGAAUGAAAGUCUCUACCUCAAGGAAUACGUCGAGAUACCAAUUUAUGAUGAGAUCCUUGAGAAAGGUCACGCAUUGGAUAGAUCCACAAAUGUGAAGAAUCACCGGUGCUAUGAGGAAUCCAAGAAGUCACAAGGUAUCGAUGGAGAAAGCCUGCAGGAUAUCUUCAAAAGAAUCGACAUGAAUAUCAGGAAGACGACGUAUAGCGUAAACAAGUUAACGGAGAAUUCGACGAAAAAACUUGGUUGCAUUUUGUUGAAAAUCAUUCCUACAUAUUUCCAAAUUACUCGUUUCGGCUCUCUGAAAAUUAUCAAUCUCCUCGAUGAAGGCUUCGAAAUGGAAUUUACGCGAAGUAAACCAGGGUGUAAAGAAUCGACAUUCAAUUGUAAUUCUUCGCGUCUCCAAAAUGCUUAUCAAAACCAGUCAACUGUAUCGUCAUAUUCUCUAGAUUCAUUGUAA